Austrofundulus limnaeus is the source of this 1431-nucleotide messenger RNA. RefSeq names its product serine/threonine-protein phosphatase 6 catalytic subunit. Gene Ontology annotation, molecular function: protein serine/threonine phosphatase activity. Lineage: Eukaryota; Metazoa; Chordata; Actinopteri; Cyprinodontiformes; Rivulidae. The record is from RefSeq and is a predicted model, not a curated record. The transcript is spliced from 7 exons. Bases 33 to 950 code for a protein of 305 amino acids.
AUCUCAAACCGGAAGUUACUGUUGACGGUACAAUGGCGCCGUUAGAUCUGGAUAAAUACGCAGAGAUCGCUAAGCAGUGCAAAUACCUCCCAGAGAAUGAUCUCAAGAGGUUAUGUGAUUAUGUGUGUGAUCUUCUUCUGGAGGAGUCCAACGUUCAGCCUGUUUCUACCCCUGUAACAGUGUGUGGAGACAUUCAUGGACAGUUUUAUGAUCUUUGUGAACUCUUCAGAACUGGUGGCCAGGUCCCAGACACAAAUUACAUCUUCAUGGGAGACUUUGUCGACAGAGGAUAUUACAGCUUGGAGACAUUUACCUAUCUGCUGGUGCUGAAAGCUAAAUGGCCAGACCGCAUCACUCUUCUUCGUGGAAACCACGAGAGCAGGCAGAUCACUCAAGUUUAUGGCUUUUAUGAUGAGUGCCAGACCAAGUAUGGAAAUGCAAAUGCCUGGCGUUAUUGCACCAAAGUGUUUGACAUGUUAACAGUUGCAGCUCUGAUGGACGAGCAGGUCCUGUGUGUACACGGCGGCCUCUCUCCAGACAUAAAGACCCUGGACCAAAUUCGAACCAUUGAGCGGAACCAGGAGAUCCCCCACAAAGGAGCUUUCUGUGACCUGGUGUGGUCGGACCCUGAAGAUGUGGAUACGUGGGCCAUCAGUCCCAGAGGAGCUGGGUGGCUGUUUGGUGCAAAGGUCACAAAUGAGUUUGUUCACAUCAACAACCUGAAGCUCAUCUGCAGGGCACACCAGCUUGUCCACGAAGGCUACAAGUUCAUGUUUGAUGAGAAGCUGGUCACGGUGUGGUCGGCUCCCAACUACUGCUAUCGCUGUGGUAACAUUGCAUCCAUUAUGGUCUUCAAAGACGCCAACACACGGGAGCCAAAACUCUUCAGAGCAGUGCCUGACUCCGAAAGGGUCAUCCCUCCACGAACGACAACACCUUAUUUCUUGUGAGCGACUUACAGCUGAAAUAGCUUUGUCAGGAUACAGAGGCACAGCCCAGCAUCACCCCAGUUUUUGUAAAUUACAUUUAACGUCUUUACAGCGGAUUGUUUUGGUGCCAACUCUUGAGUUUUAUUCCUUUUCUGUGCAUUUAAUGUGAUUACUCUGCAGCUUAAAUCACACUGAAGUAUAACAGCAAAGAAAGAUUGCUGAGCAUCUCCAAUGUGCUGAAGGACUCAAAAAGCUGAACUGUGUAAAAUGUCCAUAUUUAUAAAUCUUCAUUCUCCUUCACAAUAAAAAAGAAUCACUGCUGAGAAAAAUGCACAUGCAGUGCUGUAUAGAUUGUUCCAUUUUAUUUUGUUUUGGUGAUGUAUUUAGCUUGAUAUGAGAUAAAAGUACUGCACAAACACAAAAAUCUUACAGCCUUCUGGCAGACAGUUACAGAGUGACAAUAAAUGGUUAUAAAUAAAAUGUAGACCCCAGAGUUUGUAAA